This is a messenger RNA of Anarrhichthys ocellatus (wolf-eel), 4506 nucleotides long. It is a transcript of the gene bmal2, whose product is annotated as basic helix-loop-helix ARNT like 2. NCBI's taxonomy places the organism in Eukaryota, Metazoa, Chordata, Actinopteri, Perciformes, Anarhichadidae. Gene Ontology annotation, molecular function: DNA-binding transcription factor activity. The coding region runs from base 2 to 1450 and encodes 482 amino acids. The transcript has 11 exons. Gene Ontology annotation, biological process: regulation of DNA-templated transcription. Gene Ontology annotation, cellular component: cytoplasm; transcription regulator complex; nucleus. The record is from RefSeq and is a predicted model, not a curated record.
CAUGUCAUCACAUUGGAUCCCCUUAUUUUCUCUCAUGUUUUCUGUUGUGCAGGCUGCAGAUGGGUUCCUGUUUGUAGUGGGCUGUGAUCGUGGGAAAAUAGUUUUUGUCUCAGAGUCCGUCACGAAGAUGUUAAAUUAUAGUCGGGUGGAGCUGAUUGGACAGAGCCUGUUUGAUUACAUACACCCAAAGGACAUGGAAAAAGUGAAGGAGCAGCUGUCAGCUUCUGAAUUAUACCCUCGGGAACGCCUGAUCGAUGCUAAAACGGGUCUGCAGGUCCAGGCUGACCUCCCAGUCGGUGCAGUGCGGCUGUAUUCAGGUGCACGCCGCUCAUUCUUCUGCCGCAUGAAGUACAACAAGAUUUCUGUCAAAGUGGAGGAGAAGGAAUUCCAAGCAAGCACCUCCAAAAAGAAAGAGUCGCAGAAGUACUGCACGGUCCACUGCACAGGCUACAUGCGCAGCUGGCCUACCAGUCAGGUUGGAGCAGAGGGGGAGGGCGAGGCAGACAAGCAGGAUAGCUCCCACUUCAGCUGCCUGGUGGCGAUGGGACGCGUGCACUCCCACUCAUCUCCCCAGAUUAAUGGAGAAGUCUGCGUUAAACCCACGGAGUUCUUCACACGCUAUGCUAUGGAUGGCAAAUUCACCUUUGUCGAUCAAAGAGCCACAACCAUUCUUGGUUAUCUUCCCCAAGAAUUGCUUGGGACAUCAUGCUAUGAGUACUUCCAUCAAGACGACUUACCGCAUUUGGCUGACAAGCAUCGAAAAGUGCUGCGGAGUAAAGACAAAAUAGAGACAAACUGCUAUAAGUUCAAAACAAAAAAUGGCUCUUUCGUCACUCUGCAAAGUCAGUGGUUUAGUUUUGUAAAUCCCUGGACCAAAGAAGUAGAAUACAUAGUUUCAACUAACACGGUUAAAUCGUGCGAUCACAGUCGAACUGAUCGUUCAGGAAACGAGUCUGAACAGUCGAGCGAUUACAAGACUUCUGACGAAGUAGGCCAGAAGUCCCUUCCAGUUAUACCAGGCAUCUCCACCACACCUGGAGCUAUGAUUUAUGCUGGGAGCAUUGGGACCCAGAUUGCCAAUGAGCUGCUGGAUUACAACAGGAUGAACUCGUCACCUUCCAGUGGUAGCGUCAGCCCGUUCAGUCUACCACGCGAUAAGUGUCCUCAAACUCACAAUCAAAUCAGCAACAAUGUGCCAAGUGGAGAGGCAAUAGAUAUAGAGAUUCCAGGAAAGUCCAGCUCAGAGGAUGAGCCCCAGGGAGCUGCAUUCUCAGGGGCAGAAUCACUCAUGGAAGAGAACUCCCAGCAGGAUUUGGACGGCGUGGUUGGACCAGGGCUUAGUAGCCUGAGCAAUGAUGACGCAGCCAUGGCAGUGUUCAUGAGCCUCCUGGAGAAGGACACAAACGUGGGCGAGGCUGUGGACUUCGAAGAGAUGCAUUGGUCUUUAUAGAAUCUGCUCUUACAGUGUGAUGCUGUAGCACCGCGUAAAACACCCGGACAUCAUUUUUGUGAUGGGAAAUGCUUCUAUGCUUUUCUGUAACACAGCAUUCCUUUUUGUCAAUGGGCUUUUUUCAUUUAUAACCUUUUUCCACCUAAGCUGUGUAGUCUUCGUGUGGCUGCUCUAACAGGGAGCGGGAUCGACAACAACAAGGGACACCUUGUUGUCGGAAGGAGGAUGUGCCUCUAAAGCCUUACAGCGGUUUGCCUGCCCUGAAAAGCUGUUGUUCACUGCUCUCGUCACAUCUACUGGCAUCCUCUGUUUAACUGAGGAGGCCUCAUAAGGUUGAAGAACCCAUGAACACAAAUGACAGUGGCAUGACGGGACUCUCUCCUCCACCUACAAUUGAAGGGGUUAGGAGUGAUGAUGCAAAAAAAAAAAAAAAAAAAAAAACACCAAACAAUUGCACUGAAUUGAUUUCAUGUUUUUUUAAAAGGUUGUAUUUUGAUUUGACCUGGCCCAUCUCUGUUACCCCUCAGGAUCCAAGCCGUUGGCAGCCAGUGUGUACCACGGCAGACCACACUUCCAUAACCUCUAACUUUGAGUCGCCUAACGGUGUGCCACUCAGAGAUUUUCUCUUGUCAGUAUCUGAACAUUCUCCAUGAAAACAAUCCAGCAACCUCUUACCUUGUACACUGACUUGAAAAAAAACUAUAUAUGUGUGGAUUUGGUUGCAAACACCAUGUCUUCAAACUAUAUCUGUCCUAAAGGGAUAGUUUGUGUGAAAAUAAUAUUUUAGUAUGUACCCUUGUAUAGAUAUUAUAGAUAUUAAUCCCUCAAUGUUGGCUGCCCUUGAUUGGAUUUGUCCUAGCUCUGAACAUUAAAUAUUUAUCGGCAGAGAUGAUCCACCUACAUACAUUUGUCAGAGAGCAGCCAGUGUUGAUGGUUGACCAUUCAUGAAUCAAUAGGGCUUUCUGAGCACUACAGUAAUACUUCAUGUAAAGUGAAACCUUAGAGGUGCUAAAAUGGAGGUUUGGCAUCAAACCCCCUUUCACAUUUUAGACAUUUUAUCGAAACAUGUUUGAGGUUGAUCUGAGUCCGAUGGUAGAAGUGUUAACUCAGGGAGUGAUGGAAACGGAGCCGCCCCGUUUAAACGUACAAUGACACAGUUCGGAGUAACUGUAACAGUAUGUUGUCCUCCAGUUAAAGUUUUCCAUACUUACCUCAAAGUAUAUAUUGUUAAAGAGUCUGUACUUGUUCACCUGUGCAUCUGUGUUCUUACACUUAUUGUCAGCUUUAUAAUCUUGCAGGUAAGCCAUAACUUUAGCUGUUUAUUUUCCUUUAUAUUAUGUACUGACCAUUUAUAAAAAGACAUGGUCCUUUUUAGUUGCUUUCUAACUCCAUGCAAUUGUCCCUCCCAUAUCAUGCAUGACUCUAAAACUCCAGAAGGCAGAAGAUUAUACUGCUGACUUGAAAUAUAUCAAAUUUGGUGAUUCACUGAGUUGUGUGGAUCCCUUUUGCAAUUUACCUCAUGCAGAAUUCUUUUGUUUGCUCAUUUUUACAAUUGUACAUCCUUUUUUUUUUUUUUUUUUUUUUUUACUAACAAAACAUUGACAGUCAUGUCAUGAUUAAUGUUAGUGACCCAUUGUUGAGAGUCAUGUGGUAGCCAGAUGGCCUUGUGGGUGAAUAUAAGGUACAAAUGAAGAAUUACCCAAGUAUGUCAAACUGUCACAUCAGCCUUGCAGAUGACAAAUAAUACUAACAUUAUAUACAUAAUUUCAGUUGAAGAAAAUUGUUGUAUUGGUUUGUUUAAAACUAUUUGAUUAUGGGCUUAUUUGAUACCCGUUUGACUGUUUGUUACAUUUAUCACAUUUCUUUUACCUGACUGAUUUUGAGUGUUGUAGAUUCCUGGAGUCUCAGUGGGAGUGUACUGAAAAAAACAUGUAAGCUUCAUUUUGAGAUUUUGUAAAAAGUGUUUCAACCACAUACCUAAACCAGUCAGUCAAAAAUAUCUGUUGUAUUGCUACCCAAAUAUACAAUACAUGGAACUGUGUAGCUUUCAUGCCAUCAUUCAUAUUGGUGUCUCGGGGACACGAUUUAUAGUCACCUCAUGAGGACUCUUUAGACUUUUCCAACAAGAACUCUUGAAGACAUUGUUGUGAAUUAAAGAAAACUUUUCUUUAUCUAAUGCUUGAGUAAUGAGCCAGUGGAUGGACCAGCUGAGCUCACAAGGACCCUCCUGCCUGUGUCUGAAGUGCCUUUGGACAUGUCUGCUCGGACACUCGAUGAACCUGUGUUGCUUAUGGAGACCGCCUCGCACCUGGCAACCUCCGCAGACUGAAAGGAGGGCUAAAAUGUAUCAUUGGAUUGACUUGACGCAUACUGUGCUCAUCGUGAAUGAAGCGGAAGCCUGUUGACGGCUAAAACAGGAAUUGUAUUGUACACGUUGGCGUCAGCACUCUCUCACUACCUAACCAAACAAGCAGAGCUACGGAGUUGUGCCAUAGACACAGCCUGGUCUUUUUAAAGGCAACAAGUUCAUUUCGUAUUGUUAUUUUGGUCCCUGUUCCUCUGGUUUAAUCAUUUUGCUGUAUUGGUUGUAAUUUCCCCCUGAAAUCUAAAACAUUGCUUCCACUUCAGCUUAAUUGGUGAUGACAGAGAUAAUAAACCUUGCUAAGAGGUCACAUAUUGUUCCCUUCUCUCUCUGUUUGAAAAAAACAGAGUUUUUAAGAAAGGGAACAUUAUGUUUUGAUUUGAUGCCCGGCUUUGUUACUAGUUGCAUGACCAUUUUUGUACAAUUUAUUAUUUGCAUCAAUAGAAAUGUAAAGUUGAAAGACUGAUGACAUAGGCAACUAUCGCUGCACAGGAGGAAGGGCAUUAAUCCUAUUUUGGGCUGUUGGCAGCUUGUUACUGCCUCCAUUGCACCACUUCCUGUCACUCUAAAUUUAUUCUGGUUUGAUUUUUGGGCCCCAGAGGAAGCACUUACUGUAUAUGUCUAUUGCUGCUGUGCUAUCAACAUGUCUGGACUUUCUUGUCAUGUUAUUAAUAAAUAUUAGUUUAACAAACCA